Molecule: messenger RNA, 780 nt
Organism: Eimeria tenella
Lineage: Eukaryota; Apicomplexa; Conoidasida; Eucoccidiorida; Eimeriidae
Exons: 4
Coding region: 1-780 (259 amino acids)
Source: RefSeq, a predicted model, not a curated record
AUGCCGUACCCAAAGGCCAACCACUUUCUGGUGAAACUGAAGGACAAGUUCGAAAGCCAAGGAGACUGGCUGUUCGUGAAGUGCCCUGUCUCCGGCGCAUGCAGAGACGGAGGGACUUGUUCGGAGACAAUGGGGGACUUUUUGUGCAGCGAGUGCAAAGAGGGCUUUUCGAACAACUUCGAGAGCGAAGAGCUGUGCACUGUCUGUCCCCAAGUGUCUCUAAACGGGUGUCUCCUUUUUCUCUACUACCUGGGGCUGCUGCUCUUCAACAUCGUGAUGGCCUACUUGAAUGUCUCCGCGGGCUUCAACCGGAGGUCCAUCCACUCCAUUGUGAUCAAAAUAGCUUCCAACUUCGUGACUUGCAUAAACUACUCCACUUUGGAUCGCCUCGAAAACCACAGCAUGGCCAUUUGGACUUUCGCCUGCUGCACCGUCGGGCUGAUUCUGGGGGGCGGCUUCUCGGGCUCGGUGAACCUCGCGCUGCUGGUGCUGGUGGUGGUUCCGGUGGUGUUUUUCGUGCUGGAGGUUUUGCUGAACUUGGCCUUCGCCUACUUCGACAACGUGCGGGCCACCAAACCCUUUUUUGGGGUUCCGUUUUUGGGUCUCCUUUUCCAAACCCUCGCCGCCCUUUCCGAAAAGAGAAAGUCCAAAGAGCCCCUCGUGCUUUUCAACGAGCGCGAGGAGACAAUCGAGUUGCUGGCGGCGCGCCGCAGGGGGGCCCUCGCGCGGCUGCUGCGCCCCCGCAGCAGCAGCAGCAGCAGCAGCAGCAGGAGCCGGUAA